Messenger RNA from Chrysoperla carnea, 1965 nucleotides. RefSeq names its product caspase-8-like. The coding region runs from base 117 to 1721 and encodes 534 amino acids. The record is from RefSeq and is a predicted model, not a curated record. Gene Ontology annotation, molecular function: cysteine-type endopeptidase activity. Lineage: Eukaryota; Metazoa; Arthropoda; Insecta; Neuroptera; Chrysopidae. Gene Ontology annotation, biological process: proteolysis. The transcript has 6 exons.
UAUGUAUUCCGAAAGCUUGUUUUAAAAUUUUGAAGCCUCAUUUUUUCAAUAUCUUCUUUUCUUGUCUAGAAAAUUUAAAACUUUAUGGUAGACAUAUUUUACAAUGUAUUUACAACAUGAUUGGAAUAAAUAGAAAUAAUUAUCGCAGUGACGCGUCAUUUUCGGCACCACCAUCUAUUCAAUCUCCAAUAAUUCCAUUACCCUUAACAUUUGAGUCCAUUAAUCGUUUAGAAGAAGAUUUAGAUUUCUAUGAAAUCGUAUCGCUUGUAUUUUUGCUAUAUGAUAAUGCACACACUGCAUUAGAGCAGUUAUCUAUUGCAAAAGUAACUGCAGGAGUAACUGGUAACCAGGUGGGAUUAAUAAGUGAAUGGGUGCGAAGUGUUCAAAAUAAUAAUCCAAAGUGGCAAGAAACAUUAUUGGAAGCAUUAACAAAUGUACAAUGUUAUAAAGUUUUAAGAAAAUUAGAAUUUUCGAAAGUGGAGAUGAAAGAACGUUUUUUACCUCUAAAUUACGAAUGUACGAUCAAUUUACAUCCUGUAAAAAAAGCGUUAUAUCGUUUAUGUGAAGAUUUAGACAAGGAUGUGAUUGAUACAUUAGUCAAGAAUGUUCAAUGUGAUUUGAUGGCACAAAAUGAACAACAAUCAAUUUUUACGAUAGACAAUCAAUAUCUCGAAAUGCAUAUAUUAAAUUGGAUGUCGAAACGCUACAUAAAUAUUGCGUAUGAUAAUACAAACGAUCUUACAAAAUUGAUCAAUUUAAUUGAACAAUUAAAUUUAGGAAGAUUGUUUGGUAAGCGAUUAGAAGCGAGUGUAAGUCGUGCAAAUCAAAUGUAUGAAGAAUUACUUGCGACUACAUUUAGAAAAAAAUUAGUGUUGGAUAAAAGUAGAAACAAUCCGGACAGUAUGACGUCUUUAUGUUCUUACUAUGAAGUAGAUGAAACAAAGCGGUACAAAAUGGAUCCAGAAAAAGCAGGACUAGUGAUAAUUAUUAAUCAAAAAAACUUUAAAUGUAAUAAUAUUGAAGAUAGAACAGGAACAGAUUUUGAUCGUGAUCGAUUGAAGAAUGUAUGGGAAAUGUUUGGGUUUAAGGUGGUUGUACACGAAGACCUAGACUUUCUUGAUAUUCAGAAGAAAAUUGAAGAAUCCAUUGAUAAGGACUUUAACAUAGAAUAUUGUUGUCUGGUUGUGAUAAUUUUAUCACAUGGUGAAAACGGUGCUAUUUUGGGUGUGGAUGGAGAAAGGGCAGAUAUUGAUGUGAUUGUACACAAAAUUAAGAAGAAAAAAAAAUUAUUAGACAUACCGAAAAUUCUAAUGAUACAAGCAUGCCAAGGCACUAUGAGGGAAAGGGCUAUUCCUUUAUCAAAGAAAACAGGAAAUGAAAAAGAAAAUUGUGAUGAAGAAGAAAAUUUAACUGAUGAUAGUCCUUCCAGUAAAAAAGAACCAACGGCUAUGGUAAAUGGAGAUUUUUAUCAAAUUAUUGCUACAACUCCUGGUUAUUCAUCAGUACGUGACAAAACAAAGGGUACAUGGUUAAUACAAAACUUUUGUGAAGCACUGGAAGAAAAUGGAUCUAGAGAUCAUUUUGAAGAUAUAAUUUUAACAACAAAAAGUAAAAUCAGAGAAAAAAGAUGGAGUGGCACUGGAAUGGUACCAGUAGUUGGUCCAAAUACCCUUAGUAAAUAUUUAUAUUUCAUUCCUGUACACAUGAUACAACGUCAGUAAAUUUCUGUGCAAUUUUGUGUUUUUAUUAAACGAUGUUGAGUAUUGGUCGAAAAUAAACAUUUAUGUCGUUGAAAUACGUAGUGGUUAGAAAAAUAGUGAAAAAUUUAACAUACUAUGGAAGACGUCAUUAAAAUGUGAAGGAAAAAAUCUAUUAUUUUGGUCAUGGUCAUUUUAAGGAUCUAAGAAGAAAUGAAUAUUAAUUUUUGUAUAUAAAAGGAUAAUUGUGCCUUGAAGUUAAAGUGAA